This is a messenger RNA of Exserohilum turcica Et28A, 2907 nucleotides long. RefSeq lists its product as uncharacterized. The transcript has 2 exons. The record is from RefSeq and is a predicted model, not a curated record. Bases 1 to 2652 code for a protein of 883 amino acids. Lineage: Eukaryota; Fungi; Ascomycota; Dothideomycetes; Pleosporales; Pleosporaceae.
AUGGCCGCCGCCAACGGCACCCUCACCCCGCCGACGCUUCCGCCUGCGCCCCAGUCGCCCUCGGCUGCAAAGCGCAAACUCGCCAGCCCCCAGGCCAAUGCUCCCAAUGGCGCUCCCACGUCUGCGCAGGGAGACGGCACGCGUUCUCUGCAGGCGGCAUUGCAGGACAUGCUCGAGGUUCUCAAGAGCUAUGACACGCAACCCUCGCUCCUCUCGCAUCCCAUAACCUCGUCGAUAGCCCGCUCUGCCUCCGGAGAAGCCGACUCGAAGCGCACCAAACUGACCCCACCGAAUGGCCCUGCUACCAUCACCACCCUGAUCCAAGAUGGCUCGUACGAUUCUCUGCAGGCACUCGAAAGGGAUGUCGAGAGCGCCACCACGGACAUCCUAGCCUCCACGGGCGCCAACGACUCGUCGGCUGCGACCACGUCUCCCCAAGACACUGCGCUCCAGGGCAAGCUCCUUGCCUUUCAGACAAUUCUCAGGAAUCUCAUCGGCCGAGAGGAGGCACGCAAGGCGCACCACCAAGCAAAGGGCUCGAGCGAAGAGCCUUCUGCUCACGUCGAGAGAGAGGAGAGCGCUCCAGUGGCCAUCAAGCAGGAAGACACCGAGGCUGAGGGACCCCAGAGCAGGACCGUCCUUACGUUAUACGGAAGCGCGCCGCCCAAGCAGCUCUUUUCGAGUCUGCAGCAACCCCAAAAGAUCGCGCCCACGAUCCCAAUUUCUGCCCUCGACACUGCCGUCAAGGUGAUACUUCCUCUCCGCGAGGCGAGCCUCCCCAAUCUCAUCAGCACGACAGAGGUAUAUCCUCUUCCCGAUCCAGACAGCAAGAAAAAACCUGCCACUAUUGGAGACGUUUUUCGCGCGCCCCCGCAUCUCCCACAGAUCAGCCCACCCAAGUCUGCCAGGCCAACAACGAGCAAAGGCAACAACACAAUUACCUUUGCGCACCCAGAAGUCCCCAAGCCCCAGCGCAAGGGAUCUCAAUCGUAUGCGCACCAAGGCUUGUCUUCUGGUUUGUGGCUAGGCUAUGGCGGAGUGGACAUGCCCAAAGACCAGACGUCGCCAACAGCAAAACAAAAGAGCAGGCAGCGCGCUCUGAGUAUGGGUGAGGCGCAACAGCCGCCAUCUGAAGCGAUCCUGGUUGCAGUUCAACAAGCAAAAGAAGAUGCUCUAUUUCGCAGUGCCUACUCGAGUUUUGCGCCCACGCGGGACGAUACCUCGGCCAUUAUCCCAGAAGAGACGAAGAAUAUGGUGUGGUGGCACAAGGUUGGUGAGAAGCGCUUCAACGAGAUGUUUCCAAUCGACCCGGCGCUACUCGACCCCGAAGAGGCCAAGGCCGUGCUUGCCAAUGGAACCAGCGACGAAGACGAGCUGUUCAAAGAAGCCGUGGAGAACUUUACGCCCAUUGAGGGAGAUGUUCUGCCCGGGGCGGAAGAGAAAAGCCAAGAGGAAAAGGAUACCGAUCAAGUCCUCAAGGAUAUCUCCGAGCUUCUCGAGACAUUGGCAUCCUACCAAAGGAUACGAAAUCUCUCCCUCACGACCAAUCCGCGCACACCUGUUGUGCAGAACGCCUCUCUGGCAAACUUGGCUGGCAGUCCAUCAACGCCGUCGUCUGAGGAGUUUGACGUGUACCAAAUCCUCAAGUCGCAGCUGACUUUGUUGAUUUCACAGCUUCCCCCCUACGCUGUUGCCAAGCUAAAUGGUGAUCAGAUGGACGAACUAAACAUCAGUCGAACCAUAAUCUUCGACACGAAAGAGUACAAGGGAGUCUUGGAGGACGACCAACUCCUGAAGCUUUCAAAGACACCUGCAAUGACUGCUGCGACGCCUGCAACAUUGGCACGGACGGGUUCUGGCGCUAGCGCACAUUAUCCCAUGGCUGGUCACCAGUACGGCCGCCCUGCACCAUCCGUGCAACAACCAGGCGGCCGCCCUGUGUACUCGCAACAACCGUCUCUUCAUCGGUCAUCGUCACUGCAUCUACAACGCUCACCCUCGGGUGCGGCACAGCCUUUCCAGCCUGGUGGCGCAUCUUAUGCUCCUCGGCCAGGGUACCCAGCGACACCAUCUUACGGCCAACAGGCACCACGACCGAGUUAUGGAACCACACCCUCUGGACAGUACUUUCCGCAGCGCUUGGCACAGCCAGGUGGCUACGGUGGUGCCCCUGCCUCGCAGUACUACGGUGCGACGCCUCAAGCGCAAGGGCAAGCCCGAUAUGCUACACAGCCGAACCAGAGCACCUACUAUCCGCGCUCGCAGAACGUGGCGCCUCUCUACAAUGGCGGCCAAGCGCCCCAGGCACGCACUGUAUCCCCUAUGAAGGGCGCGCCUCCGCCUACACCGUCUACUUACGGCACACGGCCAGGGUAUAGCACGCCGGUAUCGGGAGGUCAGAUGCGUAGUACGUACUAUGGACCACCUCAGUACGGCACUCCACAGGCUCCUGCGGCUGCAGCACCCUUCAACGGCAUGCCUAAUAAUACUCAGCAGAUGAUGAUGGAGCGGCAGCAGGCACAGGUGGCGGCUCAGUCGCAGGCUCGGCUCGCGGCACAAAAUAGCUUCAGUAGUAGUAGGCAAGGCUCGGGAACGCCGCAACCGCCCAACGGGUCAAUGUUCGGCGCCAACGGAGCCUCCAUGUCCAACUAGAGUGCUUUAUUUGCAAGGUGUUUUGGAUACCAUAGAUGAUGGAUUGGGCGUUCCCAAGCUCGGGCAAUGAGUGUGAUAGUGCAGGGUCUUUUUUCUUAUUCCUGCUGGGCAUGUUUCUUGGCAGCCAGCGCUGUGUCCUUGGUUGUUGUUCAUUUGGACCACGCGUGUUUUCUAAUUAGUCUUUGGUAGAUGCCGGGCACGCAGAAACUGCGAUGGUGCUGGACAUACAUAGCAAACAACGCAUAAUGUGUUCCC